GAGUGAGUGAUUCAGUGAGUGAGUGAGUGAGUGAGUGAGUGAGUGAGUGAGUGAGUGAGUGAUGAACGUUUUCUCCUGACGUUUCCUCUGAUAUCUACGGAAGCCAGAGCCGUGAUUAGUUUUUAAUGUUGUUAUCGCGAGACAUAAUGAAGAGCUGAGAUUCGGAACGUUCAUCACGUGACGCUCUCGGACUGAUCAGGUGUGUGCACAGGUGUCGUCAGUCUGUGUGUCACUGACCGCAGGGGCGGAGCAGCCAGGUGAGGAACACGGAGGCGCCGGUCGUCGACGCGAGUUGAAAUUCGUCUCCGUCUGGCGGCGUGUCGCCUGCUCCACCUGGUCGCCAUGGGAACGAUCCUGAUGGACAGGUGCGUUGGUUUUUUAUACCCCUCCCCUCCCCUCCCCUCUGAUCCGGCCUCUUUCAGCCGCCCGCUCCUCAGAAGUUUUUGAAGGUGCGUUUGAAGCUCGACCGCAUCAGUCGGAGGAGACGGCGCCGCCCCCUCUCUUCCUUCCUGGAAGCCCCGCGGCCUCAGGUGAGGCGGGACGUUUGAUACGUGACACCGCAGAGACCACAGAGAGAUUAAAACACACCUGGAGACACGAGACAGGUGUCUCGGCCAAUCGCAAGCAGCCAGAGAGGGAGGCGGGAAACAGGACAGUUACAUCACGACUUCAGGAUCUAGACAGGGUCCAACAUCCAGAUCCACCUGAGGGAUCCUGAGACCUUCCCAGACCAGAUGAGGUCAGAUAUAUAGUCGCUCGGUCAGCAGCCGACAGAAGAAGAAGAAGAAGAGCUUCACUCAUCCAGACAUGCUGUGGCUCCGUCAGAGUCGAGGUUCCCCCAGACUUGUCCUGGUUGUGGUGUGUGUCGCUCUGCUGCUCGACAACAUGCUGCUCACUGUGGUCGUUCCCAUCAUCCCCACAUUCCUCUACGCUAUGGAGCAUCCCAGUCCAGAGCCUCAGACUGCCCAGCCCUCCCUUCUCCCGCUGCCCAGCCACGGUGCAUCCCGGCCGGGCACGUCGCCCUCUCAGUCCCCCUCCCCUGGGUCAGACCUCCAGCCCUCCCUCCCUCCUCUGGUGUCUCUGUUUGACAACUCCACCUUCAGGACUGAGCCGACCUCUGACCCCGAGACCACGGACCAGACCACAGACCUGCAGGUCAACGAGACCACGGACGCUGCAGCCUCCUCCUGUCUUCAGGACAGUGUGUUUCUGGAGGAGGAGAAUGUGCGUGUUGGUUUGUUGUUUGCCUCUAAAGCUCUGAUCCAGCUGAUGAUCAACCCCUUCGUUGGUCCACUCACCAACAGGAUCGGGUAUCACAUCCCCAUGUUUGCUGGAUUCAUCAUCAUGUUUGUGUCGACCAUCAUGUUUGCAUUCUCAGGGACCUACGCUCUGCUGUUCUUCGCUCGCUCUCUGCAGGGAAUCGGCUCGUCCUUCUCCUCUGUGGCAGGUCUGGGUAUGUUGGCCAGUGUGUACACAGAUGACGAGGAGAGAGGCAUCGCCAUGGGCAUCGCACUGGGAGGACUGGCUAUGGGAGUCCUGAUCGGAGCUCCGUUUGGCAGUGUGAUGUAUGAAUUUGUGGGGAAGAGCGCCCCCUUCCUGAUCCUGGCCUUCCUGGCUCUGUUUGAUGGAGCGUUGCAGCUGUGCAUCCUGCAGCCUUCAAAGAUCUCUCCUGGGAGUGUGGAGGGGACUCCACUACUGACCCUGUUAAAGGAUCCAUACAUCCUCAUCAGUGCAGGGUCUCUGUGCUUCGCCAACAUGGGCGUCGCCAUCCUGGAGCCGACGCUGCCCAUCUGGAUGAUGCAGACCAUGUGCUCCCCUAAAUGGCAACUUGGUAUGGCCUUCCUCCCCGCCAGUGUCUCCUACCUGAUAGGAACAAACCUGUUUGGUAUCCUGGCCAAUAAGAUGGGACGGUGGCUCUGCUCCAUGUUGGGGAUGUUUAUCGUUGGCAUCAGUCUGCUGUGUGUGCCUUUUGCCACCAGUAUCUACGGUCUGAUUGGACCGAACGGAGGUCUGGGCUUCGCUAUAGGAAUGGUCGACUCCUCCAUGAUGGCCAUCAUGGGUUACCUGGUCGACAUCCGCCACGCCUCCGUGUACGGCAGCGUCUACGCCAUCGCUGAUGUGGCGCUGUGUAUGGGCUUCGCUAUCGGACCGUCCACCGGGGGCGCUCUGGUGCAGGCGGUGGGUUUCCCCUGUCUCAUGGUGUUCAUCGGGGUCAUCAACAUCCUGUACGCGCCGCUCUGCUUCCUGUUGCGUAACCCUGCGGUCCGAGAGGAGAAAAUGGCGAUCAUCGACCAGGAGUGUGUGAUGCACAGGAAAAGCUACAACACACAGAAGGAGAGUCGUGAGUUUCCUCUGAGCGACUACAGUGAAGAAGAAGAGACGGAGGAGUGACACACACACACACACACACCUGUCUAUGUUGUUGAUGUAGUCUCCAUGUUUCACCUUCAUCAUCAGACUUCCUGUCGUCACAGUCAGAGCAGAACAGACUCCGGACGUUUCUUAAAGGGACAGUGUCUUUAAUUUCUCGUGUAGGAGGAACCGGCUCCACUGGUUCCUGCUGGAAACGUCUCAUUCAUUCUCGUCAUAGACACAAACAUCAACAUGAAACUCUCCAGGUUCAAUGGGCCUCGUUCACCAAUAUCGUCUGAAGUAUUUUCUUAAAUUCUCUCUUAAGUUGUUCAUAAGAAAGUUUGACGAACGUGUUGUUAAACCACAGAACUGUGCGCACCUGUGUUCCUGAUGAACGCCACUCUCCUGGUAAACUGAACGUGUGCGCCAGUCGGCCCUAAUUAGCAUCGUAACGCCCGAAGACGCCCUUAAAAGGGCGUGAGACUGAAGGGUCGUGUGCAGACACAGACAGAACUCACAAAGAGAUACCGUGAGGGAAAGCUGAGAAAAUACCAAAAUCAAAAUCUAAAGACGGAGAAGCGGAACUUUAGUAGUUCUGAAGUGGAGGAACUGCUGCAGGAAGUGAGUCGUGUUAAUGUAGCGUUCAUUCAUUUUAAACAUAAUGCUUUGUAAAAUAACAACAGUUAUUGUAAUUUAAAUAAUAUUAUAUUAUAUAACUAGAACAGAAGAAAACACAACAACCACUUAUUUUGCUCAAACAUGUCGGAACUCAAAUGUGUGUAAGAGAGCUCUUGAGUUUUCAUAGCUUCUGUUCUCACCUGAGAACAAAUCUUAGGUUUUAAGAAGAAAUUUCUUCUUAAGAAUGUUGGUGAAUGAGGCCGAGUCAUCUCAGCAACCUGCGUCACAAGAGAUCUGCUGCUCUGAGGAAAAGUCAAAGGUACAAGUGUGAAUGCAUCACAGGCCGAGUGGGCACAAAGGGCUUCACCUCCAACAUGUGACUGAAAGAGACACAAAACAACCACAAAGAGACAAAACAACCACGAAGACACAAAACAACCACGAAGAGACAAAACAACCACAAAGAGACAAAACAACCACAAAGACACAAAACAACCACAAAGAGACAAAACAACCACAAAGACACAAAACAACCACGAAGAGACAAAACAACCACAAAGACACAAAACAACCACAAAGACACAAAACAACCACGAAGAGACAAAACAACCACAAAGACACAAAACAACCACAAAGACACAAAACAACCACAAAGACACAAAACAACCACAAAGAGACAAAACAACCACAAAGACACAAAACAACCACGAAGAGACAAAACAACCACAAAGACACAAAACAACCACAAAGACACAAAACAACCACGAAGAGACAAAACAACCACAAAGACACAAAACAACCACAAAGACACAAAACAACCACGAAGAGACAAAACAACCACAAAGACACAAAACAACCACGAAGACACAAAACAACCACGAAGAGACAAAACAACCACGAAGAGACAAAACAACCACAAAGACACAAAACAACCACGAAGAGACAAAACAACCACAAAGACACAAAACAACCACAAAGACACAAAACAACCACGAAGAGACAAAACAACCACGAAGAGACAAAACAACCACAAAGACACAAAACAACCACAAAGACACAAAACAACCACGAAGAGACAAAACAACCACGAAGAGACAAAACAACCACAAAGACACAAAACAACCACGAAGACACAAAACAACCACAAAGACACAAAACAACCACAAAGACACAAAACAACCACGAAGAGACACAAAACAACCACAAAGAGACAAAACAACCACGAAGAGACAAAACGACCACAAAGAGACAAAACGACCACAAAGAGACAAAACGACCACGAAGAGACAAAACGACCACAAAGAGACAAAACGACCACAAAGAGACAAAACAACCACGAAGAGACAAAACAACCACGAAGAGACAAAACAACCACAAAGACACAAAACAACCACGAAGAGACAAAACAACCACGAAGAGACAAAACAACCACGAAGAGACAAAACGACCACGAAGAGACAAAACGACCACGAAGAGACAAAACGACCACAGACGGGAGUGUUGCUCCUGUGUAUGAAGGGGAGGGGGGGGGGUCUUUUCCAUGUCUGUGCCCAAGGGCUCGUUAUCUUUAAAUAGGUACAAGCUUGUAUACAUACAAAACUCCCAUGAUACAUUUCAGUGAGAAACCAACCAAUCAAAUCACUGAGCUUAGAAUUCGGUGAGCGGGAAGUUAAAGACGACGCUGAGUUCAGUAACCAUGGCAACAUGUGUUAAUGACGAAGGUGUUUUGACUUUGUUACCGCUCUGAUUCACACCUCUGACCUGGCUUCUUCUCCAUAGCAACAGUGACUGAGGCUCAUGGGUAUUGUAGUAUUUACAGCUGUAAAUAAAAUGACUUGAUUUCUCAGACACAAAUCAUUAUCAGUUUGUGACAUCACUAACAGCUGUGCAGACGCACAACAGCCAUUUUCACAUCUAGAAAAUACAGAGAAUUAUUAUGGGAUUUCUAGUCUACAUGAACAUAUAGUGGAUAAAUUUACAUACUCAGAUAUCAGACACUCAAAAAUAAACAGUAACUCUACUUUACUCUGCAUCCCAUAAUAAACAGGGAGUGAUUUUUGACACGCUCUUUUAAGGGAUUAUUGAUGCCUUGUGUGCAAGUUUACAGAGUAUUAUUAUUAAUGUGAAUACAUUUAUGCAAUUCCAUUAACAGACGCCAUGACUGACUUUAAUUUUAACGUCUGUCUCAGAUGAAAACAAAAACACCUGCCAAAGUGUCUGAAGUAUAAUAUUUGAGGGCUAAAUGCUAAAUCAUCAUCCUCACCAUGAAACAGCAUAGCUCUUGUAUUGUAGGACAGCGAUGCUAACGUUAGCCUGAACUCUGACGUAGGACAGUGGACGUGCUCAAUGAGGCUUUUUUAGCUAGCUGGUGAAAUGCUAACACAGCACUGAAGGACGGUAACCAGGUGUACUUCUCCUAAAACCUGAAAGUGCUGUUUGAAAACACACACACACAAAAAUAAGUCGUAACAGUAGAAAUACAAACAGUGACACCUGCUGAUUUAGCUAAUUGUAAUUUGGGCUGAACUUGUGUUUCCAGGGAUUACGUAUAUUUUUGUAAAUUAAAAAAAAAUGUCCUUUAGCCUCUUAACUUUCAUAUUUCAGCUAAAACACUGAAUCAUUGGCUUUGGGAUGAAGGUUAGUUCUUAAUCUUGUAUUAUGUCAGAAAGUAAACACUUAUGAUUCCAGGUGAAAAAUACAAAAAUAAUUUGUCUCCUUCUUGAUGUUUAAAUCCCUUAAUUAUUUUAAGGGAGUUUGUCUUUAAUUAAAGAGAUUUCUGUGUGACUGUGAAUUUAUUUUAAGGAAAACAUUAUUUCAUCUUCAUAAAUUCUUCUUCAGUAUGAAAUCAAAGUGUUGAGAUGUGAAACUGUACCUAAGUCUGUAUCUGACCUCUGACCUGUGUCGCAAUUAAAACCUGCUGUAAACUGA
This is a messenger RNA of Seriola aureovittata, 5898 nucleotides long. RefSeq names its product chromaffin granule amine transporter. The record is from RefSeq and is a predicted model, not a curated record. Gene Ontology annotation, biological process: transmembrane transport; xenobiotic transport; aminergic neurotransmitter loading into synaptic vesicle. Lineage: Eukaryota; Metazoa; Chordata; Actinopteri; Carangiformes; Carangidae. Gene Ontology annotation, cellular component: terminal bouton; synaptic vesicle membrane. The coding region runs from base 808 to 2391 and encodes 527 amino acids. The transcript has 20 exons. Gene Ontology annotation, molecular function: xenobiotic transmembrane transporter activity; serotonin:sodium:chloride symporter activity.